CCCUGUUAUUGUGUUAUUUACCUUCACUAGCAGUGGAGGAGUGUAGGUCAGACGAUAGCUCUCUAUAAUGGCCCAACAGUGGUUCUUUAAUUUUAUGGGACUAGUUAUAAGAUCGUUUUUUAUAACUAGCGUGUCUCUGUCUGCUCUUAUAAAGAGUAUUUGACUGUGCACAGGGCGACUGUCUAGUAAACAAAGUAAACAAACAUGACCGCGACCAUUUCGGCCGUCGCUGCAGACUCCUCUGGUUCAUCUUUCUCCAUUUCUGCAAGCCUCCUGCGACUCUUUAAACACAUCAAAUAUGAAAAUCUUGCAGCAGGACUCAGUGGAGGUGUUAUUUCCACAAUGGUGCUACACCCCCUGGAUUUGGUCAAAAUAAGGUUUGCAGUAAGUGACGGUCUGCAAAUGCGACCCCAAUACGAUGGCAUGUUGCACUGCAUGAAGACCAUCUGGAAGCUAGAAGGGAUCAGGGGUCUCUAUCAGGGUGUUACCCCCAACAUCUGGGGGGCUGGGGCAUCAUGGGGCCUGUACUUCCUCUUUUAUAAUGCUAUUAAAGCAUACACACAGGAGGGGCGGCAAACAGAGCUGACUGCAGGUGAACACCUGGUGUCUGCGGCAGAGGCAGGCAUUCUGGCGCUUUGCCUCACCAACCCGGUCUGGGUGACAAAGACCCGGCUGGUGCUGCAGUACAAUGCAGAUCCUUCCCGGAAGCAGUACAAGGGAAUGAUGGACGCCCUCGUGAAAAUAUACCGUCACGAGGGUAUCCCGGGACUAUACAGGGGUUUUGUGCCGGGGCUAGCAGGGACUUCCCAUGCUGCAUUACAGUUCAUGACCUAUGAGUGCCUGAAGAGGGAGAAGAAUAAAUAUAAGAAGAUGCCAUCUGAAUCACUGCUGUCUCCACUGGAGUACAUCACCAUUGCAGCCAUCUCCAAAAUAUUUGCAGUGUCAGUAACUUACCCAUACCAGGUGGUGCGUGCUCGCCUGCAGGACCAACACAACAACUACAGCGGUAUCGUGCAUGUCAUCAGGGGAACGUGGAGCAAUGAGGGGAUUGAGGGCUUUUACAAAGGGAUGGUCCCCAACUUGGUGCGAGUCAUUCCAGCGUGCUGCAUCACCUUCUUGGUGUUUGAAAACGUGUCACGCGUACUGUUGGGCGAGUAUCACUAAAUCCUCAGGACUCGCAUGUGGGUGCGUACUCACCAACGCAACAAUGGACCAACAAAAAAUACGGCAGGACUAUGUAUGUGUGAUGGAGAAGAGCAGGAAUGUAAAACAUUUCCUGUUUAAAUCUAAACUCGAACGCACUUAAUGAAAAGUAGAAAAUUGAGGUGCAUAUCCAGUGUGACAGUUUCAGAUUUAUUGUAUUGUUGAUACUUGAAUUUAUUGGGACGUAUUGACUAGUUCACCCAAAAAAUGUUUAACUCUGUCAUAAUUUACUUAUUCUCAUGUCAUUUUAAACCUGUCUGAAUUUCUUUCUUCUGUGGAUCAAAAAGAGUUGAUGAAAGUGGAUGGAGACAAGGGGGCUUUCAAGCUCCAAGGACAAACAUAAAUAAAUAAAGCUCCAUAAAAGUACAACUUGUUUAUUAAGGUGUUACAUUAAAAUAAUCAGAGAUG
Molecule: messenger RNA, 1611 nt
Organism: Xyrauchen texanus (razorback sucker)
Lineage: Eukaryota; Metazoa; Chordata; Actinopteri; Cypriniformes; Catostomidae
Product: mitochondrial folate transporter/carrier-like
Exons: 7
Coding region: 205-1164 (319 amino acids)
Biological process (GO): folate import into mitochondrion; nucleotide transport
Cellular component (GO): mitochondrion
Molecular function (GO): FAD transmembrane transporter activity; folic acid transmembrane transporter activity
Source: RefSeq, a predicted model, not a curated record